Messenger RNA from Knipowitschia caucasica, 3423 nucleotides. The record is from the annotation of a GenBank genome assembly. Lineage: Eukaryota; Metazoa; Chordata; Actinopteri; Gobiiformes; Gobiidae.
AUGCUACAUGCUCUGCAUACGCAAAAGCUUCGUACGGGGCGUCAAAAACUUCUGCGUGGCACUCGGGAUAUAGCUACCUUUUUGAUUGCCAUCUGUGAGCGUGGCGCACUGUUUACGCGUUGGACUGGAAACCUCGCGGGUCUCUCCUCCUCCCCCUUCGAACCCCAUUUGCGUGGUCCCUCCACGUUUCCCAUUUGUCUUAAAGAACAGCAGCAACCACCGGUUCAUCCAGUGGCUAAAGACUGUAGCGCAAUUGCGCGGCGGAUCCGCGCGCACCAUCGGUGGGACGCUCGUACAGAUGCGGGGGAGGCAUUGAGCCCGACGUCGGUCAGCCUCCCCCUGUCCCCCCACCCCUCCCCUCCCCCCUCUCACCCCAUCCCACCGGCCCUCGUGCGUAAAAGGGUCACCAUGAAGAAGAACCGCAGCGGGACCGUGCGGCAGGCCUGGCCAAGCUCGGAACCGCUGGAGCACAGUCUGUCCCACACGGAGAAAGACAUCCGAGUGCAGAAGCAGCACCUUCCUCCCCCUCCUGCCCCCCACUUCUCCUCGUCCCCGCCAAGCUAUCGCGCACCAGGUGACGUGUCUCCCAUCACCAUGUCACCUAUCAGCCAGUCACAGUUCAUCCCGCUGGGGGAGAUCUUGUGUCUGGCCAUCUCUGCCAUGAAUUCUGCCCACAAGCCGGUGAACCAGGAGGCUCUGGUGGAGCACCUCACUGCCAGCUUUCCAGGCGUGCCUACACCUAGCUCGGAAGUUCUGCGACACACUUUGAACAUGCUGGUGCGAGAACGUAAAAUCUACCCAACUCCAGAGGGCUACUUCAUUGUCACCCCCCAGACCUAUUUCAUCACCCCUUCCCUCAUCCGGAGCAACAACAAGUGGUAUCACCUGGACGACCGGCUCCCAGAGCGCCAACAGCAGCAGCCGGCACAGUCAUGCACCUCCCCUCCCACCUCCACUCCCACCCCAGGCUGCCUACGGGAGAGAGCGGCCCGUAAACCUCACAAUGAAUCCUACGCUUUUCGUGACGACCCAACACGACUGCACCCUUCUGCCCUCCAAAGCAGGUCACCCAAAGAGCACAGGGUGGACACUUAUCAGAGUAAGGCCAGCAAAGAUCCCAAUGGAGAUCCUCCACCUGGCACGUCCACCAAGGAGCACAGAGGAGACCCCCCAUCAUACCCCUAUCCCCCUCCCGCCACAUCACCUCCAAUCCAGCAUCCAGCGCCUGCAUUAGACCCCGCCGACAAAAGCAAAAGUCUACCAUCUUUCCCCUGCAAAACUGACACCCUUACCAAAAAGAAAGAGGGAAGUAGUGGAGGUGGAACUGCAGAGAAGCAAUCCAAACGCUUUGGACUCAGACUCUUUAGAUUGAGUUUUAAGAAGGAUAAAUUGAGACAAUUAGCAACUUUCUCAGCUCAGUUUCCCCCAGAGGAGUGGCCUCUUCAUGACGAAGAAGUUCCAACAACACCAAUUCCCCGUGAAGUGGAGAUGGAAAUCAUCCGGAGAAUAAACCCUGACCUAACAGUAGAGAAUGUGGCUCGGCACACAGCUGUCAUGAAAAGGUUAGAAGAAGAGCGAGCUCAGAAGAACAAGGCUGGCUCUGCUCAGCACAGUGCCCGCAGUCGCAGAGGCCGGGGCCACAGGAGGGCGCCGCAUGGAAAGACUCGCUCACACAGUAAACCACGCACCUCCAGAGGAGACCAUUCAGAGUGUUCAAACUGGGACCUAGUAUUCAUGGAAAGAGACUAUCGCUUUUUCAGCCACUCGCUUGUCCGCUCGCCUCGGGAGGCCAUGUACACCGUAGAGCGCAGGCGAAGUGGGGGGAACACGUACCUGGUCCACAGCAAUCCCAAUAUCACAGAAUCAUACUGCCCAGUUGCUCCUGAAUGGGAUGUGUCUGGGGAACUUGCCAAGAGACGCACUGAGAUGCCAUUUCCUGAGCCUUCUCGUGGGACCUGCCAAUCCAGAGUGCAGAGGAGUCACAGUCACAAUCAGGACCGAAAGUCCCGCCAUGACAGGUCUGAUCAGGCGAAGGAACGCUCCCGCUCCAUGGACAACUCUCUCAAAGGCCCUUCUCUAGGAGCUUCAGAGGUGUUUGACGCUCCACUGGAAGAGCGCAGUCACUAUUACACUGAUGACGGAACUCUUCGGGCCUCACAAAAGUCCUCCCACUUCUCAAGGAUCAUGUUCUCUGCUGCUAAGUUCCACUCUGACUUUAAUGUGCCUGAUUUAGGGAAGGGGACUUUAGAUGAAUCAAGGAUCCGGAGUACAAUAGAGAGGAACAAAAGCAAAGACAGUUUGCCUACGUACAAUGAGCUAAUGGGACUUUCUCCAAAGCCCUCAACAGAUGAGUACUUCCAGUGCAAUACAUCAAAUGAAACAAUCUUAACUGCCCCUUCGCCUCAGGCUAAAUCAGAAUAUGACACAUUAACCUCAUCAGGGGGACUCCGAAAGGGCUCUCCAGCUGACCGCCAGACCCCUCACCUCACCUCUCCUCACACGAUGGAGUACAAAGAGGAUUUGGCAGCAGCAAAAGGACAGUGCGGCUCUGUCCGUCUGACGCCAAGCCAAACGCCAGAGCCGGCGCAAAAUGCACGUUUGACUCCACACCAACACAAUGUGGACCCUGGAGGGGGAGGAGGGGGGUUGUUGAUCAAGAGGAAAGAGAUCUUCAGCAAGGACACUUUGUUCAAACCUCCACACAAUGCCUUGUCCACAGGCUUCGUGGACAGCAGCUACACCAAGUCUGGCACAUUGCGGAAAGCCUCACAUGCCAAAUCAACAGAGGCCCUUGACAAUCCUGAGCCCCAGCAGCCUUCCAAUUCAGCCACUUCCGCAGCUUCACCUGCAGUUCUCCAGGGCUGCCUUGAGCCAACCGUCCCCUCAGCCUCCUUUGACUAUUAUAAUGUAUCAGACGAUGAGGAUGAAGAGGAGGCCGAAGAGGACUCGCACAAGGAGUUGGCCACGCCUGAGGACAGCAAAGAGCAUGGGGAGGGGGGUGUUACAGGUGGAGGUGGGGGAGGGGGCGGGGAGGGAACCAUGCAGUGGCUUUUGGAGCGAGAGAAGGAGCAUGACCUGCAGCGAAAACUGGAGACCAACCUAACGCUUCUUAGCCCCAAGGAAACGGACAACAGCAGCAGUCAGAAGUCAGCCCACUCAGCCCGCCUGGACAGCAUGGACAGCAGCAGUGUCACUGUGGACAGUGGCUUUAACUCCCCCAGGACACGCGAAAGCCUUGCAUCCAACACAUCCAGCAUAGUGGAGAGCAAUAGACGGCAGAACCCUGCCCUGAGCCCGGGCCACAUCGGCACCAGUGGCAUGGGGCUGCCCUUCAGCUUUCGCACCAUCCCAGAGCCCGCCACCACGCAGCCUGAGAAGCUCCAGAAGUCAUCCAACUGCCUAGCCUCCAUCACCAGCGUCUGA